GCAAUAUAUAGCGGUGGGCGGGCGUCUGCUCUUUCCAGAGCACACGGGGUCCAUUGCAGGUUUUUGUGCGCCUCUUGUUGGUUUUCGCGCUUACAACCAAGACAAUGGCGUGGCAGCCCAUGGAGAUCAAUCCCGAGAUGCUGAACAAAGUGCUGUCACGCUUAGGAGUUGCCCCUGGCUGGCAGUUUGUGGAUGUGCUGGGGUUUGAGGAAGAUUCCUUGAGCUCUGUGCCUGGUCCAGCAUGUGCUCUACUCCUACUCUUUCCCCUUACUGCUCAGCACGAGAACUUCAGAAAAAAGCAGAUUGAAGAACUGAAAGAUCAAGAAGUGAGCUCAAAAGUCUAUUUUCUGAAGCAGACUGCUAGCAACUCAUGUGGAACCAUUGGUCUUGUGCAUGCAGUGGCCAACAACCAAGAUAAAAUAUUGUUUGAUGAAGGGUCUGCACUGAGAGAGUUCCUCAAUGCAACAGCUAAUCUCUCUCCAGAUGAGAGGGCAAAACGGCUCGAAAACAAUAAGGCCAUUCAGGAAGCUCACAAUGCAGUAGCACAAGAAGGCCAGUGUCAGGUUGAAGAAGAUAAAGUGAACUUCCACUUCAUUCUGUUUGCUAGUGUGGAUGGUCACCUCUAUGAACUGGAUGGACGAAUGCCCUUUCCUAUAAAUCAUGGCACUAGUUCAGAUGAUACCUUGAUGAAGGCCUCUGCCAAGAUCUGCCGGCAGUUCACAGAGCGUGAGCAAGGAGAGGUCCGUUUUUCUGCUGUGGCGCUGUGCAAGUCUGCUUGAAGUUCAGGAGGAUAAAACAGCCUUGUAGUUCAAGGGAAGCGGUUCAAACCUUUUAGUGCUUUAGUAUUUGUUUAAAAACACAGCAGUUCCUGAUCCAAGUUUAAAUGGUCUUGCAGGACAUGUUCUGUUCUCGUGUUCUUCCCCCACCCCCUAUACACAGCAGCUUCAGUGGCGCUUGCUUGUCCUACCGUCUAAGCCAGGGUGCCUCAACCCUUCAAAUGUGUUGGAGACUCUUGACUUGACUCGUUUCAAUGCUUCAUAGGGCUUUCUUGACUUGUUCCCCCAAGUUUCUUUUUAAGCUGUUGUGACAACUUGUAAAUCACAAGAAUAAACAUCUUGCUAUUCAAAAA
Hemicordylus capensis (graceful crag lizard) is the source of this 1129-nucleotide messenger RNA. RefSeq names its product ubiquitin C-terminal hydrolase L1 (gene UCHL1). The record is from RefSeq and is a predicted model, not a curated record. The transcript has 9 exons. The coding region runs from base 105 to 779 and encodes 224 amino acids. Gene Ontology annotation, molecular function: cysteine-type deubiquitinase activity. Gene Ontology annotation, biological process: protein deubiquitination; ubiquitin-dependent protein catabolic process. NCBI's taxonomy places the organism in Eukaryota, Metazoa, Chordata, Lepidosauria, Squamata, Cordylidae. Gene Ontology annotation, cellular component: cytoplasm.